AUGACGUUAGGACUGAGGUGUAAGUGCUUGCUGGCUGUGCUGACGCUGUGUGUGUGCUGGGAAGAUGUCGCCGAGGCGGUGACAAAACAACAGCUUACCUACAUAGCCGGUAGAAUCGCAGAGAUCCAUGGGAAGGUGAACAGAACCAGUGUGAGAGUGACUGACACCAGCCUGUCUCUCCGGGCCAUGGCGAACCGAGGUCUUCCCAGCGUGCACCUGCUCACACAGCCGACAUUCCGCCACACGCCUGUUCAUAACGUCAGAACUACACAACAACCACCUGCCGUCUGCCCAGCCGGCUACCGGCCGCUCGUCGGGACCUGCAUCCGGCUCGUCUCCCAGGAGUUGUCCCAUGACGGUGCCCGCCUGGCCUGCCUGGAGGACGGAGCCAUACUGGCCAUGCCCAAGACACGAGAACUGGACGUCGCUCUGAGAGAACUGGUCAGGACCGAUGGAGGCAACGAAGAUUACUGGAUCGGCAUGUGGGAAGGCACAGGGUACACGGACUGGCAGUGGAUGGACGGGUCUCAACUGCACACCUAUGACUACCAGGCCUGGAACCCAGGAGAGCCCAGUAACGUUGACUGGCUUCUGUGGGACAAUUGCGUCCAGUACUGGUCAGAACCAACCGGCUACCCCCUGUGGGACGACGCUGAUUGCUUCUACUACAAGAGGUACAUCUGUCAAGCAGCCCGUCUCUGAGACAAAACGUCAACAAACGCACAUCAGAAAAGUUCAUCUGUGUUAGUAGAAGUCAAGUUUAAACUGUAAUCUCC
Branchiostoma belcheri (Belcher's lancelet) is the source of this 776-nucleotide messenger RNA. RefSeq names its product C-type lectin lectoxin-Thr1-like. The coding region runs from base 1 to 702 and encodes 233 amino acids. The record is from RefSeq and is a predicted model, not a curated record. NCBI's taxonomy places the organism in Eukaryota, Metazoa, Chordata, Leptocardii, Amphioxiformes, Branchiostomatidae. The transcript has 4 exons.